Messenger RNA from Colletotrichum orchidophilum, 225 nucleotides. RefSeq lists its product as uncharacterized. The transcript has a single exon. The record is from RefSeq and is a predicted model, not a curated record. Lineage: Eukaryota; Fungi; Ascomycota; Sordariomycetes; Glomerellales; Glomerellaceae. The coding region runs from base 1 to 225 and encodes 74 amino acids.
AUGUACACUGCAACUCGCAACUCGCGCCUUCACGUGCCUGUCCUCGUCCUCUCGUCCUCCCAGCCAGACAGCCACCCACGGCCGGUGCGCAAAUGGGCUUGCUGGGCCGGCUGCUCGGGCUAUCCCACUCAGACCAGCCUUGCUACCCUCAGGGGUCUGGCGCCGAUGACCCUGACCCUCGACCCUCGACAGGUCCUUGACCCGCAUGUCCCGGCCCUCAAUUGA